Xiphias gladius (swordfish) is the source of this 3414-nucleotide messenger RNA. RefSeq names its product acyl-CoA synthetase long chain family member 1a (gene acsl1a). Lineage: Eukaryota; Metazoa; Chordata; Actinopteri; Istiophoriformes; Xiphiidae. The record is from RefSeq and is a predicted model, not a curated record. The transcript has 21 exons. The coding region runs from base 147 to 2240 and encodes 697 amino acids. Gene Ontology annotation, cellular component: membrane; endoplasmic reticulum. Gene Ontology annotation, biological process: long-chain fatty acid metabolic process; long-chain fatty-acyl-CoA biosynthetic process; very long-chain fatty acid metabolic process. Gene Ontology annotation, molecular function: arachidonate-CoA ligase activity.
AGGUCUAUUAGAGGUCAGUGUGAAUCCUUCUAAUAGCAACUGUUGGAGCACAGGGCCCUCCAGAUAAACUACACCUCUCCACCUUUGGACACAGUCUCUACCUUUCCUCAUAUACACACUGUUGGACUGGUCAGUGCAGAACAGCCAUGCAGGCUCAGGAAGUCCUGAGACAGCUGCGCAUUCCCGAGCUGGAUGACGUUCGGCAGUACGUGCGUGGCUUGCCUACCAACGCGCUCAUGGGUAUGGGUGCUUUUGCCGCCAUAACCACCUACUGGUUUGCCACCCGGCCAAAAGCCCUCAAACCGCCCUGUGACCUCGGUCUGCAGUCGGUGGAAAUACCAGGUGGAGAACGUGCAAGAAAAUCAGUACUGAACGAUAGUAACGAAAACAUGACACACUAUUACGACGACGCACGCACAAUGUACGAGGUGUUCCAGCGAGGGCUCAGAGUAUCAAAUAAUGGACCUUGUCUAGGAUCAAGAAAACCAAACCAGCCGUACGAGUGGCAGUCUUAUAAAGAGGUGGCAGACAGAGCAGAGCAUGUCGGCUCAGGUCUCCUUCACAGAGGACACUCUCAUACAGGAGACAAGUUCAUUGGUAUUUUUUCCCAGAACAGGCCUGAGUGGACUGUGUCAGAGCUGGCCUGUUACACAUACUCCUUGGUGGCAGUCCCACUGUACGACACGCUCGGCACAGAGGCCAUCGCCUACAUUAUUGACAAAGCUGCCGUCUCAACAGUGAUCUGCGAUGUACCCGAAAAGGCUCGGAUGAUUCUGGACUGUGUCGAUGGGAAGGGGGGAACAGUGAAGACGAUUGUGCUCAUGGAGGCGCUUGACAACGACCUGCUGACCCAAGGACAGCAGUGUGGCAUCGAGAUCCUGAGUUUGAAGGACGUUGAGGCCUUGGGCAAAGCCAACCACCAGAAACCAGUGCCCCCUAAACCAGAGGACCUUGCCCUUAUCUGCUUUACGUCUGGAACCACAGGAAACCCAAAAGGUGCACUGCUUACUCAUGGAAAUGUAAUCUCCAACACUGCAGCUUUCCUUAGAGUAACAGAGGGCUCACUGAGGCCCAGCGCUAAAGAUGUGCUCAUCUCCUUCCUCCCUUUGGCCCAUAUGUUUGAGAGGGUGGUGGAGGGUGUCAUCCUCAUCAACGGGGCUCGAAUCGGCUACUUCCAAGGGGACAUUCGACUUUUGAUGGAUGAUUUGAAAACACUGCAACCAACAGUCUUCCCUGUGGUCCCACGUCUCCUCAACCGCAUGUUUGACAAGGUAUUUGGUCAGGCCAAUACGCCGCUGAAGAGAUGGCUGCUCGAUUUUGCCUUCAGGAGGAAGGAGGCAGAGUUGAAAAAUGGCGUGAUCAGAAAGGACAGCAUGUGGGACAAACUCAUCUUCCAAAAAGUACAGGCGAGUCUGGGCGGUCGCGUGAGACUCAUGAUUACAGGAGCGGCGCCGGUGUCGCCGACCAUCCUGACGUUCCUGCGGGCUGCUCUGGGCUGUCAGUUUUAUGAAGGCUACGGUCAAACUGAAUGUACAGCUGGUUGCUCCAUGUCAAUGCCUGGAGACUGGACAGCAGGUCACGUCGGGCCUCCCCUGCCCUGCAAUGCUAUCAAACUGGUGGAUGUGGCAGAAAUGAAUUACCUGGCAGUCAAUGGAGAGGGAGAGGUGUGUGUCAAAGGACCAAAUGUAUUUCAGGGAUACCUGAAAGACCCAGAGAAAACAGCUGAGGCAAUCGACAAGGAUGGAUGGCUGCACACAGGAGAUAUUGGGAAAUGGCUUCCCAAUGGCACUCUGAAGAUCAUCGACAGAAAGAAGCACAUUUUCAAGCUGGCACAAGGAGAAUACAUCGCCCCCGAGAAAAUAGAAACCAUCUACAAUCGCAGUGAUCCAGUGUCCCAGAUAUUUGUUCAUGGUGAUAGCUUACAGGCAUGUCUGGUGGGGAUAGUGGUGACUGAUCCGGACUUUUUACCUAUUUGGGCCAAGAAGAAGGGGAUUGAAGGAUCUUACUCUGAGCUGUGCAAUAACAAGGAGGUGAAGAACGCCAUUCUGGAGGACAUCCUGAGGUUAGGCAAAGAAGCAGGGCUCAAGUCUUUUGAACAGGUGAGAGAUAUUGCAUUACAUUCUGAGAUGUUUUCUGUUCAGAACGGUCUCCUGACACCCACCCUGAAGGCCAAGAGGGCUGAUCUUCGGAACCACUUCAGAGAGCAGAUUGAUGAACUUUAUGCCAAAAUUAAGAUGUAAACUGGGAUCGAUGAGUAAUGUAGGGAGGUGACAAUCAUUUAGAGCACUCAGCCAGAACUGAAUAGCCUUGUGAAGGGGAUUUACCUUGAUUGUGACAAUCUUCUCAAUUUUGUGGGGACUGCUUUUAAACAAAAUGGGUGAUGAAUCCCAGUUUGAAGUAUGUAUUGUCCCCACUCCAAUUAGUGAUUGUACAGCUAAAUUUUCCUCAUUAUCACUGGCUAUUGAGUUCAGAUUAUCCCAGAACAUGUCAUUUUGUUACUGGUAUAAUUUAAAACAAGAGUAAGGGUUAAAAAACACAAAGGGGAAAUGUGACUUGCUCAUGCCUUAACUGCCAUAAGUCUGACUACUUCACGUUCAGAAAAGUCCAACUUUUGCAAACACUUCUGUCAGGUUCAAUUCUUGGGAGUCAGGAAAAAAAAUCCUAUAAUGCAGUGACAAAUACUGACUGUCUAUAUACCAGACUAUUUAAUGUUUUGGAUAUCUAUUUAAGCUUAUAUUUAAUGUAAUCAUUGAACCUGUAAAUAUUGUAUCUGCUGAAAAUAUGUAUGCAGAGUAUUGUGCCUGAUACUCCAUAUUGUUAAUUCCCUGCAUUCCCAUGUUUCUCAGUGCUGUGGGCUGAAGGACUGAUAAACCUGUUGUGCUGCACAAUUUAGUUAAUAGCCUACUGGGAAUCAUGUUGCUUGACAGAUGUUUUGUGUUUUUUUGGCUGUUUUCUUUUAACACUGUGGGGAAAAUACUGAAUGUUACAAUAAUGCACAUGCAGUUCUUCCUUUCAAAUUUUAGUGCCACAAGCUGCAGAAUAAAUGGUGCAUUCAGGGGAAAUAUUUGGUAAGACUGGUAUCACAUUUCAUUUAAAGAAGCCAGUUUUUUCAAAAUUAAUUCCAGGUCUUCGGCAGCAUUUCACAUUAACUUUCACUGAUGGUCCUUGAAACCAUCAGUCUUGUGAGAAAAUGAACAACAUUUCACCUGUUUAACAAAAAGGUCUGUUGUGAAUUCAGGUGUUUUUGUAGGAUUGUGAUCAUUAUGCACAUGUGAUCAUGUCAAAGACUCCUUGAGAGUUCAAGCCAUAUUGUUAUCGUUUUUUGUUAAAGACUCUUACGACACGAAAAGGGCAAAAGUGCUGUUUUUUUGCUGGAGUUACAAGUACAGGUUCUAUAUUUGUCAACUGUACCAA